Molecule: messenger RNA, 3639 nt
Organism: Closterium sp. Yama58-4
Lineage: Eukaryota; Viridiplantae; Streptophyta; Zygnematophyceae; Desmidiales; Closteriaceae
Source: the annotation of a GenBank genome assembly
AUGGUUCGCAAGCUACGAGUAAGGGCGUGUAAGAUCACGGAACCCCAAGAACAAGGCAUCACCGAAGCUUACGGGGACGUGUUCGGGUUCACUAUAGGGGCGACGGUGCAGCUGGUUAUAACGGAUCCUGCACUAGUGAGACAGGUCCUGCUAUCCAGCAGCGGGCGCUUCAGCAAGACAGCAAGGGCGCGCAAGGCAUUGAGGCUGCUGGGAAACGGUCUGCCUCUCUCAGAGGGGUCGCUGUGGGCCCGGCAGCGCCGAAUCAUCAACCCCGCCUUCCGCCCCACGGCUAUCAAGCUCUUGCUGUCCGCCCACCUCAGCAUCUUGCCGCUUCCAGAAAACUUUGCACUCUGGGCAGCGGAAAAGAGCAUUCGCAACCUGACCUUGCACCUGAUAGGCAAGAGGCGGGCAGCAUCAGCAGCAGUACACGCGGAGGAGGCACAUGGAGAGUCAGAGAAGCAUCAGGGAGGGCCAACAGGGAGGGCAGCUCGGGACCUGCUGGCGCUGAUGCUGGCAGCACAUGACGAGGCAGGCAAUGAGCAGAUGACGGAUCAACAGCUCAUGGACGAAUGCAUCACCUUCCUCCUCGCUGGCCACGGCACCACUGCACGCCUGCUGACGUGGACGUUCUAUCUGCUGGCGAAGCAUCCCGACUGGCAGGAGCGGCUGAGGGCAGAGCUCAAGCAGGCGCUGACUCAGCAGGGGGCACGAGACAAGUCAGCAGCCGCCACAACCAGCACAGCGGCAGGAGAAGUAGAAGAGGCAGGGUUAGAGAAAUCACUGAAAGACAUGGCCAUGGUGCUGCAGGAGAGCCUGCGCAUGUUCCCGCCCGUCUCCUUCAUCAGCCGCACGUGCCAGCAGGCAUGUAGACUGGGGCCGUACGACCUACCGAGGGGCACGGAUGUGCUGAUACCAGUGGCCAUGCUGCACUAUGACCAACGCUUCUGGGGCCCCCAUGCCCUCGACUUUAACCCCGACCGCUUCGCCAAAGGACCAGAUGAAGCCUGUUCCCAUCCCCAGGCGUUCCUUCCCUUUGGUUCGGGCCCACGCAUCUGCAUUGGAAACACCUUUGCCCUCACCGAGGCAAAGCAUCCAUUGUCGUGGCCUUUCUCAAUCUCUCCAACUCCCGACAUUUCCCCACCCUCGCUUCCCCCUCCUCCCCCUCGCCCCCACCCCUUCCUCCCCUCUCCCCUUGCCCACCCCGUCUCCCGCUCCCCUCCGCCCGCUUCUCCCCUUCCCUAUUCUCCUCUCCAACCUCCACCUUUUCUCCCCGAUACAGUCACACCCGCGUCGAGCGGGCAGCACGCGUGGGAGAUUCUAUCGAGCGGCAGCGGCGGGCGGUUCGACCUGGUGCUGACGGACGUGGUGAUGCCGGGGCUGUCGGGCAUCGCGCUGCUCGCUCGCAUCAUGACCAAAGAGGAGCUGCGCGGCAUCCCCGUUAUAAGUACAUCUCAUGUCACGGCACGGAAGCAGGGAGAUCACGGCAGUUUGCAGAUCACGGCAUCCUCCCCUGCUGACCGUCUUAUCCGCCUCUGCUCCCCAUCCGCCCCCCAACCCCACCUUCCCGCUCCCACCCCUCCAGUGAUGUCGUCGCACGACAGCAUGGAGAUGGUGUUGAAAUGUUUUCAGAGGGGUGCGGCGGACUUCCUGGUGAAGCCAGUGCGCAAGAACGAGCUCAAGAACCUCUGGCAGCACGUCUGGCGCCGAUGCCACUCCCGUCCCCUCCCAUCCGCGCCCGUCCCCUCACUCGUCCCCGCCUUCCUCUCCCGUCCCCCUCGACUCUCCUUCCUGACCUUUCAAGUUCGAUCUCGCACUGCUGCAUUCUGCGUUUCCUCUCAACUUGCACACCAGUCGGCAUGCUCUGCUUACCUUGCUCCCCUUCCUCAUCGCGUCUUCUCUCUUCCCUCUCUUACCUCCCCUCCCUGUCCUCUCGCUCUUCCCUCCCCUCCUUUCGUGCUGUCUCUCUUCCCUCUCGCCCGUUCUGGCCCCUCUCUCGCCCGUUCUGGCCCCUCUCUCGCCCUGCUUCUCAGUCGAGCGGCAGUGGCAGCGGCAGCGGCAGCGGCACCAAUGGCAAGUGGUGUCAAUGGGGGCGGGGCAGAAGGGGUUGUGGCGGGGGAGGCAGUGCGCGCAGCGGAGGCGGUGGUGGAAAGCGCGCAGGCUUCGGGGGAAGGUUCGACCAAGAAGGAGGAGUCAGCACCGACGUCUCUCUCCCCCGCUACAGCAUCAGGGCAGCAUGAGGAGCCCUCUUCCCUCCGCACUCUCCCCACCCCUUUCGCCCACCCUUUCACUGACACCUACCCCACUUCCCCCCCUCCACCUGCUACUGCUGCCGCCGCUGCUGCCGCCAUGUUCCAUCCCUUCAAUCCGUUCACCCUGCUGCCCGGGCCCAACGGUUUUCCAGGCCUGGGCAGGUCCACGCCAAUCCGGGGAGUUUCACCUGCCCAGGGGGAGGAUCUGGAUGGGUGUGGAGCGGCAGGGAGCAGUGGGGAGGGGCAGGCGGGGAGGGAUGGACGAACAGCAGCGCUGGGUGGCAGUGGUGCUUCUGCUACCGGAAAUCUCAAUGCCGCCGCUGUUGCUGCUGCGGCUGCUGCUGCUGCUGCGGCUGCGGCUGCGGCUGCUGCUGCUGACCCUGCUGGGAAUCUUAUUCCUGCUCCAGCUGCCUCUAUCACCCCUCCAGGGCUUCCGCCUCUGUCUGGGUUUCCCCUUGACGCUUCCUCUGGAAUGUACCUGCCUCCUGCGUACUAUGCUGCUGCGGCUGCUGCGACGGCAGCCGCAGGGAGUGGUCAGGGUAGUGGAGGCGGGGGCAGUGGUGGUGUGGGCAGCGCGCAAGACAGCAGGGAUGCAGCUACUGCCAGGGCUGUUGGCAGUGCUGCUGGCAAUGCGAGUCAUGCCGGUGGUGGCCACAUUGGUGGUUGCGCUGCCACAGUGGGUGAUGGUGGUGCUGAGGGUGAUCCGCGUAUUGUUGGCACAGCAGGGGGUGGGAGUGGCAACACCAACGGCCAACCCUUGCAAAAGCCACCAGAGCUCACAAGCGGCACAGCGGGGCAUGGUUGGAGAGGAAGCGAGGAGGCACGGGGCAGGGAGGGUAUGACUGGGUGCAGUAGGGCUGGCAGUGGUACUGGGAGCGUGCACGUGCCUGUAGAGGCGAGCCGAGGGGGCAGUGGGGUGAAAAUGGUGAGCCUGAUGGGGCAUGCUGUGGCAUUCCCCCCCUGCGCUGCUGAUGCAUCUGCCACACCUGCCACCACGACAGGUGAAGUGGUGGAUGGGGAGGAGGAAGGCCAGGAGGAAGCGAUGGUGGAGGGGGAAAGGGGCGCGUGUGGAGCAGCAGCAGCAGGAUUAGGAGUCGACACGGCAGCACGGCAGUGUCAAGCCAUGGACGUUUUCGGCUCAGGAGCGGGGAGUUCCCAGCCUCAAGAUACUCCUGCAGCAGAAGCUGCUGCGUGUGCUGCAUGUGCGUGUGGUGGGCCUGGCUGUGAGCUGUCGCAAGGCUCUGGGCAGUGCCAGGCUGCACUGGGGACUGCAGGAGGAGGGUGUGUGGCUGGGGCUGCUGUUACUACUGUGAUGAGCCGGCAGGCAGUGCGAGAGGCGGCCCUGAAUAAAUUCAGGCAGAAGCGCAAGGACCGAUGCUUUGAGAAAAAG